AUGGCCGCCAACAGACUAGAUGGCGAGCAACUAACUGAGCGCACUGCUCUGUUGAGCGAACGACGUACAGUAUCGCCAUCCCAAUCCGAAUAUCCCCAUGCUGUCCUUCCGAUCGUAAAUCUCGUCCGCUCGCAAGGACUUCAUAUUCUGGACGAGCACUACGCUGUGUUCCCAACAUUGCCGACCCUCGUGGAGCAAACGUCCUUCCGGCUCGUGGUUCUCCUCCAGCUCUAUUUACUAUCACAAAAGACAAAUUUUGCUAGUAGAGAUAUCUGGGAUCGUUGGUCGAAGGAGCGGGACGCUAACCUGGCAGAAGCAGUCAAGAAAUUGAAGACUGCUUAUGGUCGUGCUUUCUUGUUGAAGACGGCAAAACGCAAACUGUAA
Messenger RNA from Heterobasidion irregulare TC 32-1, 384 nucleotides. RefSeq lists its product as uncharacterized. NCBI's taxonomy places the organism in Eukaryota, Fungi, Basidiomycota, Agaricomycetes, Russulales, Bondarzewiaceae. The coding region runs from base 1 to 384 and encodes 127 amino acids. The record is from RefSeq and is a predicted model, not a curated record. The transcript is spliced from 2 exons.